Messenger RNA from Cyclocybe aegerita, 339 nucleotides. NCBI's taxonomy places the organism in Eukaryota, Fungi, Basidiomycota, Agaricomycetes, Agaricales, Hemipholiotaceae. The record is from the annotation of a GenBank genome assembly.
AUGGGAGCAUCCAUACACUGGAAGAAUCACCCGAAACGAGAUGCUCGCCUCCUUGACUGGAUCGACAAGAACGACCGAGCAGCCCAAGAUAUUUUGUCCCUCGACAAGGAUCUGCAGAUACGGAAAGAAGUGGCGAAGGAUCCUAAAGGGUUUGGAAUCUUAGUGCUUGUUCAUUUCAAUAGCUUGAAAGCCAACUAUCAGAAGGUCAACAAAGCGAUCGGCGCGACCGCCGCUCGACUUCCUUUCGAAGAGAUAGAUACCGAAAGCAGGGCGUAUAAAACUCUCUUUAUGAUGCUGCAACGUUUUCCUAUGUGGAAGCGACUCCAUGUCCACUGGUGA